UGUCUGUGCCUGCCUCUUAGAUGACAAUACAUUAACCAGUUCGGUAUGUCGAAGGGCUGGCAGGUAAAGAUGUGUAAGUAAGGAGACAGAGGGCAUGCAGGUUAUGACUUUGUUAUCAAACAGUUGCAAUGUGCAAGCUCACCUUUCUCCGUCACAGCUCUUACCCCCCAAACCUCCUGUAGGUAAUGCGCUUUUAGGUGUCAAAGUCCUAAAACACAAGACGUGACACUAAAGUGGUAAGAAUAUCUGUCUUUAAGUUUAGAUUACAGAAUACAUGAAAGCUUGCUUUGCCAUUUGGCUUUCAGGACGGUUAAAGUUUGUAAGAGCUUCUGAUGAAAUGGAAGGAAGCUUGUCCUCUUUCCUCAUCAGUUAGGAUACAGUUGGACAGCAGAACCCUUGUUUGCAAACAAGCGAGAGAGGGAAAUAGAAUGUGCUCCAUGUACUGUACAAAUGUGUUUUAAACUGUUACAUUUGAUUUCUUGUUUCUCAUCUGUAUUAAAACAUGUGGCAAUGUAAGUAAACUCUAAUUUUGAGUUUGAACCACAAGGAAGCUAGCAUGUAUUUCAGUGCUGGCAGUUUGCCCUAAUACACUUUGGUGUAUACUGGCGUAACUGGAGCAAGUGUUUUUCUAGCGUAGGUCAGGUGAAGACACGGGAAGGAUGUAAUCUAACGAAGAAAAUUAGUAAGAAAAACUAAUAGUAAUGACAGCAUAUUUUUUAAAUGAGAUGAUGUGGUAAGUCGGAGAGUUGAUGAGAAAAGUCUCUGCUGGAAUGGAAAUGCUAAAGAAGCACAUGCACCAGAAUUCACUGUGGAAUAUGUGCACAAAACUGUGCCAACAGAGGUUCAGAGUGGAUGCUAGAAUAAAUCUCUCUACUGUGAGAGUGAACUGGCACUGUAACAGGCUUCCUAGUGAGGUCAUUAAUGUUCCAUGCCUGUUGGUGUUUGAGAGGCAUUUAGUUAGUACUCUUAACAAUAUAAUUAACUUCUUAUUAUAGUGGAAAUGCAAAAAAAUAAAAAUAACAUCCAGUAACCACACUCAGAUCGUUACUUCCCAGGCUGUUUAUAUGGGCUACCAGGCAUAUAUGUUAAUAUCUAUUUUACAUUUUUCUAUUUCUAAAUUGUUUAGAAGUCCUGCCCUCCAUUGCCUUGAUAACCUGUGAUUCUGUUACAUUAGUGUGCUUGUCGGUCGUAUACCUGGAACAAUUUUCUUGUCAUACAGUGUUUAUUUUUGAAUAUUAUUUCAUAUUUUAUUUCUGAAGCUGUUAAUUAGCAUCUGAUCGUAUUAUCUCUGUAGUAUUAAUACACUGUGAGGGGAGUUCAACUUUCAGUCUGCUGAGGUAUAGGAUUUAGUUUCUGUGCAUGCAGAUAGUUGUAAAAUGCCUUUGUAAUUCUCCAGCUUUAUUCUUCAGAUAACUCAUCAGAUGACAUUUUUCUCUAGUUUCACCUACUUUGAGGUUAGCUUUUAUUAAGGCAGGAGGGAGUUCACAGCAUACAAGCAUCCAAGGCUGGGCUGGAUGGAGCUCUGAGCAGCCUGGUUGAGCGGGAAUUAUCCCUGCCACCCCCUCUGCUACCAGAACUGAGUGAUCUUAAAGGUCUUUUCCAACCAUUCUAUGAUUCUUUGUAUUUCUUCAUUUCAUCAAAGACUAAACUCAGAACGUCAAAGGUCAGCAACAACAAAGUUUGCUUGUCUGACUCUAAUACUGACAGUAGCAAAUGCUCGUUGACUAAAAUUGCUUUUACAGUGAUUACCAAGCACACCUGGCCAUAGGAAUGAAUUGAAUAAAACUAAAGCAGCACACAGAGAAAAUCCUAUCACUAGUACAUUUACCCAGAUUUUCUGUAGAAGUCAAAAUAUCAUGUAAAAUGCUCGGUGUCUUAGAAUGUAUUGCAAUUGAGGUAUUCAGUUUCCUCCGUGAAGCAUAUGCCAAGCUUCGCAUAAACUGCAGAAUGCAGGAACUUAAAACAUAAUGCAUGGAAUACAAUUUUUGAUCUGUGCUUUCCAGAUUCUCCCCAAGAAAAAAAGUGGUUUAAUCUUGUAUGAAAUUAAACUUCAGAACUCUUUGUUCUAAGGGAGGGAGAAAAAAAAGUCAGAUUUUUGUCUGUAUGGGUGCUUGUCUUGAAAUGCUUUUCUUUUAUGUUACCUUCUGCAAGAAAAAAAGUGAAAACUCAGGAGGAACAGUUGAUUUUUUAUUUUUCUUAAGUGCACACCACACUGAAGUAAAGUGUGUUUCAUAUACUUCCCUUCAGAUGAUGGAAAGAGGAUGCAUGUGCAAGACAAUGUAAGGCACACACCUUGUAAAUUGCAUGUGUGAAAGGAGGGUAAAGUGAGACCAUCUCAAACAGUUUUGACAGUUCAAGUAUGUAAAUUAUUGCUACAAAGAACAGUGAAUGAAAGUUAACUGUAGUAGAUGAAGUACUGUGCACAGGCACACUCAGGAAUCGCAGUGCUCUGGGCUGUCUUCUCCGAUUGAGGGGGCAUAUGUGCUGCUGUUUGCUGCAGCUUCCAUGCAGCAGUGUGGAGCUUUUACAGGAGAAGUUGAAUUCACAGGUCCAGUAGCAACAGCAGUAAGUCUAAAGAAGAAGAAAGUAUUACAUGUGGAGUGCAUGGUCACUACAGACUAGAACUUUUGUGUGCUUAUUUAUGCGCAUGCUUCGUGACCUAAGAAAAAGGGGUGCUGUUUAUUUCCAUUUAAGAUUGCUUCAUCAGUCCUGACGUGUGAGCUGGGUGGGCAUGCAAUACUGUUGACCAAAGUUGGCAGAAUGGCUGGGCCCAGAGUGUUGUCAUCAGUGGUGCAAAGUCUGGUUGGAGACCAGUUACUAGUGGAGUAUUCCAGGAGUCAGUACUGGAUCCAGCAGUGUUUGACAUUUUUAUUAAUGAUUUGGAUGUCUGAGCAAAAUGUACCUGAGAGGAGUGGCAGAUAGAGCACAGGGUUGUGCUGCCAUCCAGGGAGACCACAACAAGCUGGAGAAACAGACUAACGAACUUCUUAUGCCAAGACAAGAUGCAUUUGACCUCUUGAAGCACAAGAACUGGUUUUGUCUAAACAUCAGGAAGCAUUUUUCUGUAUGAAUGAUGGAGCACUGGCACAAUCUGCUCAAAGGCUUUCUCUCCUUUUUGUCUGCUUCUUUUUCCGCAGUGGAGGAAGAGGAGGACUUUUUGUUUUCAGUUACAGUGUAAGCUUUUUAGACCACAGGCUUCAAUAUUUAUUUUCUCUCAAAUGAGACUCCUUAAUAUUUGGGUCUCCGAAGAGUACUUCAUAGGUAAGGUCAAAUUGUAGUUGGUUUGGUGGCAAGGGUUCUUAGAUCACAACCCAAGGCCCCCCCCUUUUUUUUGCCUGUAGCAGACUUUUCCCUUUCCUGCUGUGCAUGUUCCCAAUAUGAGAUUGUACUCUUCUCUUGGAAAGUGUUUCAUUGCGAUCCUCAGAAAAAUUAGGAUUAUUAACUGUUCACAUUCAAGCAUAAGUUUGUUGUGCAGGUAACCGAAAGCUGAAAGUUUAAGCUUAUAUUUGUGUUUAUAUAUGUUUUGCUAGUGGAAGGGUCACAGGCGCCAAGUUAAAGAAGUGCGUUUAUCUUUACUGAAGUUUAAAACAAUGAGAUAAGAAGUGAAAUUAUAUGACAAGAAUAAAACAGAACAAGGCAGUGCAACUAACUGUUACUACGUGAGGAUAGUAAUUGUGAUUAAGAAAUACACAUUACCAAUUGCCCUAAUACUUUACCAUUGUCCAGAUCUGCUGCUGCUGGGGAGCCCCAGUUGCAGCAAGGAUUUGGAGAGCCUUUUCCAGCAACUGGGAGGUCUUAUGCUGUGCACCCACUUGUAGGUGAGGUCUCCAGCUUCACUGCAAGAAAGUUCAGCUUUUAUACUGUUGAAUAAACAAGUUUACGUGACAAUUAGGUGGAAACAUCUGAUUUCAUUCUCCCUUUGGAUUUCACCUCAAGCCUUGCCAGGGCUCAAGGAGGAACCAAAUAGGUUUGUGUGCUCAUAGGCCUUAACACUAUGCUUCUAAACAAGGAAGGGUUAAUACAUUCUCAGAAUGUUUUAUCUAAGCUACAUCUCUUGCUAAUGAGAUGUUUUGUUCAAGAUACAUAUUUCGCUAAUGAUCACACAUAUUUUGCUGAUGUUCAGAUACUGAUGAUGCAUAACGCUGAGUUGUGAAAUUGACCUGAGGUCAACUUGGAUUCCAGGCCUACUGUUCAGCCUGUGAUUAUGGUUCCAACUGAGAGAUUGUUUUGGAGCUUUUUAAAAUCAUGUAUAAUGUGAAUUAUCCUUGUUUCCUAUUGGCAACUGUCACUGCUGAUACUGUGGGAUGUAUGUGUACAUAGAUGGCAGAACUGUGGCUUCAUUGCCUUCAGAGGCAGUGGGGUUAUUUUAAUUGGAAAAGAAGAAAAAAAAGAAUCUCCAUUAAGGCUGACAGUGGAGUAAACCAUAAGUUAUGAUAGGGUGACUGAGUUGCUAGCCUUGGCACUGACCAAUUAGUCAAAGUUCUUGUUCUGUUUGCAUCUGAAAAUUUAUUUAGCUUGUAACAUGUACAACUAAGCCUUCUGUUACAAAUAUGGGAGGCUUAGUGUUUAUAGUUAGAGGAGGUGUUUGCCAUCUGUUUCAAGCUCGUGAAGUACAUGCUGAUUUGCUUAAUGAGAUGCAGUGUUUUAAGAUGGUAGUGCAUGUGGACUUUGAAUAUGGAAUUCAACAUUUCCCUUUGCUUGCAUGAUAGUUUUAUCUUUGUAAAUGUUAUAGGUGGAGGAAACCAAUCAAUGUUGUUUCUUUGUUAAGCUUUUGAAUUAAAAUAAUUGCUUAAUUGUUGUAUAUAUUAAAAAAAAAGUUUCUGGGGGAAAAAAAAAAGUAGCAGCAUAUUGAGCAAAGCUUAUUGAACGUCUUGCAGUUGUCCUGUUUAAACCACUACAUUUUUCUUCCCUUAAAUUGAACGUAGUUGUCAAAUGCACUUAAAAGCUGCUUUGGAAUUCUAAAUUGGUCACAUUGUGACUAGAUAUUUAAUUUAAUCGUAGAUUUUGCUUCCAGUGAAGACACAGACAUUUCUGUUCUUUUGGCAGUACUAUGAAAGCCAGACUGCAAUGGCCGCUACACUGUGCAUAUUCUCAGUCUCUGAAGAUCUCGGUUGCAGGCGUGGAGAGUUUAGCAGGAAGCACUAUGGGUCUGUGGAGCUUCUUAUAUCUAGUGAUGCUGAUGGAGCUAUUCAAAGAGCUGGACGAUUCCGUGUGGAAAAUGGCUCCUCUGAUGAGAAUGCAGGCUAUGCUCCAGGUACAUGGCACAGGACAGAUGUACAUUUGGAAAAUCCAGAGUAUUAUACAAGAUGGUAUUUCAAAUAUUUUUUAGGCAAAGUUCAUCAAAAUUAUAUAGGUACAGACUCAGAGAAGAACCCUUUCUUUCUGUCUGUUGUACUUUCUGACCAAAAUAAUCAGCGUGUUCCUCAAUACCAUUCAAUUCUUUGGAGAAAAACGGGUACUCAGAAAAUAUGUCUCCCUUACAGUCCUACAAAAACAUUAUCAGUGAAAUCUAUAUUAAGUGCAAUGAGUCUUGAGAAAUUUGAGAAGGGCCCAAGGGAAAUUUUUCAUCCUGAUAUACAAAAGGAUUUAUUGGUUCUUGAAGAACAAGAGGUAAACGGAUCUGUGAAUUUUAAAUUUGGAGUCCUUUAUGCUAAGGAUGGGCAGCUUACCGAUGAUGAAAUGUUCAGCAAUGAAACUGGAAGUGAAAGCUUUCAAAGAUUUUUGCAACUGUUGGGUGACACAAUCACUUUGAAAGGCUGGACAGGCUAUAGAGGAGGACUGGACACAAAAAAUGAUACAACAGGAACCUUUUCCAUCUAUACAAUUUACCAAGGGCAUGAAAUUAUGUUCCAUGUUUCAACUAUGCUACCAUAUUCUAGAGAGAACAAACAGCAGGUAGAAAGGAAGCGGCAUAUUGGAAAUGACAUUGUCACCAUCGUAUUUCAGGAGGGAGAAGAGACUGCUCCAGCAUUCAAGCCAUCCAUGAUUCGUUCUCACUUUACACAUAUUUUUGCCUUAGUGAGAUAUAAUAAGCAAAAUGAUAGUUACAGGCUAAAAAUAUUUUCAGAAGAAAGUGUUCCUCUAUUUGGGCCUCCACUUCCAUCCCCACCUGUGUUUACAAAUCACCAGGAAUUCAGGGAUUUUGUUUUAGUGAAAUUAAUAAAUGGGGAAAAAGCCACCUUGGAAACACCAACGUUUUCUCAGAAACGUCAGCGUACUCUGGACAUGCUAAUCCGCUCUUUAUACCAGGACCUGAUGCCUGACCUACACAAGAACAUGCUGAACAGAAGGUCCUUCAGUGAUGUGUUACCAGAGUCUCCAAAAUCAACACGGAAGAAGGAGGAAGCUCGGCAAGCAGAGUUUGUCCGACUUGGUCAGGCACUCAAACUGAAAACUGGUGUGAAAGGGGAUGCACCAGCUAACUUGUCAACUGCAAGCUUUUGUAAAAAGGAGCCUUGGGAGUCCCAGUCUUUCUGCAGUAAUUUUCCUCAUGAGGUUGUCUGUGCAGAUUCUUGGGGCCAGUCCUUGCUGGUUUCUACAGAUGCUGGCAUCUUGUUAAUAGAUGAUGGUCAAACCACUGUUCAAGUAUUUGAUAAAACUCUGCAAAUAAAACAGAUGCAUGUGCUGGAAGCUCUGGAUUAUUUGAUUGCCCGAACAGACAAAGGGAAAGACUCACGUCUUCUUGUCUUCAGAUUGAGUUCAGUCCAAAAAGAUAUAGAAACAAAGCAGGUGGUAAGAAGCAAAUAUGACUGCAGAGAAAACAAAUUGGAGAGAACGAAAGGCUGCCAUUUAUAUGCCAUUAAUACUCACCAUGGCAGUGAACUGAGGAUUGUUGUGGCUAUUCGGAACAAACUGCUUCUCAUCACAAAGAAAUACAAUCCAUGCAACAGUUUAACAGGCAGCUGUCUAUCAUUAUCUGAAUCUCCAGUAGAGGAAUUCCAGUAUAUCCGGGAAAUAUGCCUUUCUGACCCUCCAGUGGUUAUGACAUUAGUUGAUGGACCUACAGGAGACAGUGACAAUAUGAUCUGCGUAGCUUAUCGGCAUCAGUUUGAUUUAGUUAAUGAAAGUACUGGGGAGUCCUACAGACUGCAUCAUAUUGAAGCAAACAAGGUUAAUUUUGUUGCAGCUAUUGAUGUAUAUGAAGACGGUGAAGCUGGUCUACUGUUAUGUUAUAACUAUGUUUGCCAGUAUAGAAAGGUGUAUCCUUUUAAUGGAGGUUCUCCACUGAUCCAGCCAUCAGCUUACGAUUUUCACUUUAGCUGGAAUCAAGUUCCUUAUGCUGUUGUCUGUGCUUUCCCUUACAUACUUGCCUUCACUACUGAUUCCAUUGAGAUCCGUUUAGUGGUGAAUGGAAACUUAGUCCACACAGCAGUUGUACCUGAGCUUCAACUCGUAGCAUCCAGGUUGGAUAUUUAUUUUAAAGCUGCUGCUGCAGUAAGUGGAUCAUCUCAUAGUGGUUCUAAGGAAAUGAGUUCAAGGAGUUCACCUCAAACACCUACAGCUUAUGACAUUCCAGAAUGUUCUGUGUCUUCUUCAGAAGUUUCAGGUGAAGUUACAUGUAAAAGCCUGUAUAAAAUUCCUCUUAGUAAUCUGGUUGGGCGAAGCGUUGAACGACCUCUGAAGUCACCUUUGACUCCUAAAGUCGUCACUACUCCAACAUCCAGUGGCAUUACCUCUCUUCCUGUAACUCACUCACUGUCCUUAUCUCGCAUGGAAAUUAAAGAAAUUGCAAACAGAACACGUAAAGAAUUGCUGGGCCUCUUGGAUGAGCCUAUUCCCAAGACAGAAGGUGCACAGAAGCAAAAAAAGAUUCCUCGAAGACAGUCAGACCCCAAGCAGGGAGCAGUAAGAUCAACUAGUAGUGACAGUGACUUUUGUCUUCAUCUUUACAGAAUAAUCUCAGCCUCUUUCGAAAGCUAUUCUGAGGGUCGUCAUCUUUCCACUAGUUCAGAUCCUGAUUCUGUAGCAAACAGGGAGGAGAGCUCACCAUUUAGCUUUCCAUUUCAUCUGACUUCUUUAUAUGAUGAAGACAUCAUUGACUUGAAAUGAAGACAGACAAGACUGUUCCUUACUUCACCUUUUCUUACAACUCUGUGAGCUCUGUAGGAAUGUCACAAACAGUGCUUCUAGUGGUAAAAUGUGGCUGGAAGUAUUGGUGAUUAAUCUUUAUAGGUCUCAUGUUGUUCUGGCUUGCUUAGCCUGGUUUGGUGAUGCUUACAUCUUUGACGUUUGUAUGUUUUCUUAUCUCAGUUAAUGAACCAUUACUUUUCUGUGGUAAUUUAAAGGAAGGUUAUCAAUGAGAGGUUUAGGCUGAAAUUGAAGUAAAUAAUAAGUGUUACAUAUUCUGAGCUACCUGAAGUAGCGCUCCGCAAAGCUAAUUCCUGUUACUAAUAUAAAUUGUUUUACAACAAUGUGUGUGAUCUAGGAAGAAGAAUUUUGUAAUGAAAAUCACUCCUUUUGUUGUUGGUUUUUUUUAAUCUUAAAAAAGCUUCAAAAAAAAAGACCUUCUAGACAAGAUCUUUCCAAACAGUUCAGUUUGUCCUUGAAAUGAUGCAGCUGCAUUUUGUUCAGUGAAGAAUCAAGAUCCUAUAAAGAUCAGGUGACAUAAGAACACGAUGUUUUCUCUGACCUGUCUGAGUACAUAUUUCUAUAGGAACCUGAAAACUGUUUUGGCAUUAAGAAUCUUUGAGCACAGGGAAUUAUAUAAAAAAUACAAAUCUUCCUUUAAAAUUUCAAGUCAAAAUUAUAUGGUAUUUCUCCAUCUACUGGAAUAACUUUUCUGUAAUGGCACCUUUGGAUUUCCUUGUUACAGGCAGAAGCCACCCCCAAAUUUUCUUUCUGACUACAGAAAGAUUCCUGUGCUGGCAUCAGAAUUUGUUGUUGUUUGCUCUUGCACCAACAAUUGCAGUCACUGCUUCAGAUAAACAUAUUUUUCUAAGUAGGUCCAGUCUAAAAUGUUACUGCUAGGAAGCUAGUUUUCUAUGAUGAAAUAGCCAUAUAAGAUCUUUUGUUUACCCAAAGGACAAGAUUUCAUCAUUAAGCUCGAUUAUUUUUUAACUCUUCCCUUUAUGCCAAAAAGUCAGUUUUAAACAAUAUUUUGAAAGAGUUUGCUGUUUUUCAUGAAAAUAUGAUAUUUCCAGGCCUUAUAUAUAAAUAUAUGAAGACGUGGGCUUUAUUGGCAGGUGUUUCUUGCUCCUUCUGUAGACAUAAUUCUGUGUCCUUUAUUUUUUUUAAACUUAGUGCAUGUAAGCACGUGGUAAUUUGUGCCUUUUGCUUCUGCCUGUCUGAAUGUGAAACUUCUUUGCAAAGUUUUUCAUGCUCUGUUUAUUGUAUUAUGAUGAAUUAAUAUCUCCACCUAAGAAAAUAUACAAGGCCAUAACUUGAAAGAAUCACUUCUUAUUCUUGAACAAGAAAAGAAGCAAUAAUUCAAGCGGUACUUAGUUCAGGAGCAGAAACAACAUUAACCAGCGGCUGCUCAUAGUUUUUUAGUAUUUUGGCAAUCAUGGAUGUGUGGGGUGAGCCUUAAUAAACUUCUGAACGGAAGUGCCACCUUAAAGUCUUUGCAGGAGCUUGUAAUUGUCAGAAUUUCCAGAGACCACAGUCAUUUACCCCAACCUGCUUAUCUGGUCAGUUGGGGUUUAAGAAAAAUUGGUCCAGAAGCAUCAUGUGGUCCUUAUCUUGCUGGAAGUUAUGAACACUUCUGUGGACUUAAUGAAUCCACUUUAGGAAGCACUGUUUGCACUUAGGUAUUUUUAGAAAGCAGAAGCAUUGCCUUUUUCAGUAUACAAAUUUAUGAGUGUAGUAUUUAAUUUCUUUGUGUGGGUGUUUUUGAAGUGCGUACCAGCUUGCUGCAAAACUCAGGCUUGGUUUAAAAUUAUAUUUUAACUGGAAACUUUGCUUAGUGAUUUUAGAAUAUCACAUCUUAAAUGUGCUGCAGAAGUUCACUUCUGUUAUUCUAGCAUGAUUUAACAUGAGUGAAGAACCUGAACAAACAUGUUUAGGUAUAUCUCAAAAAGAUGUGGAAAAACCCUUAUAGAUGGAGCACUAAAGAAGAAUGGAGAAAGCUUGACAGUACCUGACCUUGCCUAUGGUGGUAGGCACAAUGAUAAAGAUUGGUAUUUGUGGCAAACGUGUCUAUGUGGAGGGAGUAUAAGGCAAGAGUUACUUUCUUUAAUCAGAACUACUACAGUGCCAAAAGAAAGUAGCUUUGUAGUUCUGCCUGUAAUAGAUGACAUCUAGCCAAUACUAAAAAGUGGCAAAAGGAUUGUAAGGAAAACAGCAAAAACUUGACAUUUUAUGCAAGACAAAAAAUAAAAAGACUAGCUUCAUGGUAUUUAUCUGGAACAAGAUGUUGGAGUAGUUUGAAGACGGAAACAUAGUUCCUGUGUCAACUUGCGUAACCCUGCCUCUUCUGACCCACCAGCUGAAUAUAGCUUGACUUAAGGGGCCAACUGUUAUGUAAGUCACACUGGAAACUACCAGACCUAAAUUAUUAAUACUCAGAUAGGACUCAGAUCUCAACAGUGGAAGAAUUGCCUGUCUCCAUUCCUAAUAAAUUAGUGCCUUAACAAUACCGUUUUUGUUUCUGUAGUUAAUCAGUAUGCUGUAUAGGCAUUUAAGAGUAAUAUUAGACCUAGUAAAAGGAGAUGAAGAGGGGUCAGGCAGUGCUGGGGUUUUUUUUACUAUUACUCUUAGAUGUGGUAACUAAGGUUUUAUGGUCACGUUCAUGUCAUAUACUACCUACUUACUGUAAAAGAGUAUCCAGUUGUGUGGGUAGAAGACAGGGAAUGUGGUAGUUAUGCUUGGAUUUUGUUUGUUGCAAGCCAUGAGAACCAAAUAGAAAUUCUUUAUGACAUUUGUCUUACCUAAAAAAUGUGAAGCUGCCAGGACAGCUGACAAAUAUCCACUGUACAAGGAUGUGGUUUCUCUUGGCAUAAAACAGUCUCAUCACUCUCACAAAUUAUCUUUGUGAGAUAAAUUCUUGUCCUAGAACUGGCAGUCUCAAAACAGGACCAGGUUUUAAUACAUCUCUGUAAUCUCUCCAUCAGACCAAUGUCAAGUGACCAGAGUAAAUGAAAUGGCUUCCUGGAAGGCUACUGGGUUUAGCUGCUAUGCUGUUGUUCACUCCAGUGCCUUGAAGCCAUGUUAUUUCCUUUCCUGUCCGCAAUGUGCAUGCUUCUAUUUAAUUAGCUUAGAAAGUAACCUUGGGCACAAAGUGCAACCCUUUUGAUAACAUUUACCAUUCAGACUUUCACAUCUUGUAUUAAAGCUGCCACUUAACCUGCGUUCUUGGUGUUGGCUGACUAUCCUAUGUUUGAGAGAAAAGAAAAUAUUUGGAUAUGCAGCAAAGAUGGGUAGUAGCUUCAUCUAAAGGAGAACACUGGAAAAUAUGCUUGCUACUACCACCUUCAGUAGAAGAGUGGAAAAGUCUUUCUGUGAAGGAAGAGCUGUUAACAGUGUGAACGCUUGCUAUCAAGCUAAGUUAAACUGAAAGUCAAUUCUGGACUGACUCUUAACAUGGACUAGUUGCUGCAAGAAGUGUUUUGUGUCCUAGCUUGCUGGAUUUGUUGGAGGAGAAGGGCUUUUAACUUCCGGAUAAUAAAAUUCUCAUCCCUUCUGCACAGUACCUUAAAUUACAGGAAUUUAGUUCACUUUGGAGUAAGCAGCAGCAGUGAACAGGCAGCUAAUUUAGAAUGGACUUGUACCUCAACAACAUCAGUAAUAACAUACAGAAUCACAGAAUAGAUGAAGUUGUGAGGGACCAGAGGAGAUCAGCCAGCCCAAACCUCACUCCCAGAUAUCUCCAUUCAAAACAACAUAAACUAGAACAGCUUGUUCAGUAUUAUGUUGUUGAAUUUUGAUUCUGUUCAAGAAUGAAUAAGCAACGUUUUGAGUAACUCAUCAUCUUUCUACUACAUUUACUUUAUAACAUGCCUAUAAACCAUCACAACUUUGAGUAGGACCCAAGAGCCCUGGGACACAUUAGUUUGUUCCUUCCCACAUGCAUAAUAUGUGGCUCUUAAGGCUAAUGCUUGAUUAGUCCUUUCCAUGGACAGUUUGGCAUUUAGGAACUUUAGAACAGAGAUAAACCUACUUGUGUUCCAGACUAAACGUCCUUUCUUUCCAGUCUCAGAAAUGGAAAUUAAUGGAAUGUUUCCUUCUGAGAAGAGAGAAAGACUGAAGUACAACAUGGAAGGGCUGGAUGCUCCCAUGAUAGCAAAAGAUAAAUUCUAGCUUGAAUGAAUGUAUGCGAUUAAUAUCUUCAGUUGCUUGGUUUGUAAAGGACAGGUGUGGCUUAUCCUGGUUGCAGUUGUUUCCUGGUUUGGAGCUAAUUCUUUUAAUUUGUUCUGGCUUUUUUUUGUUUGUUUGUUUUUGUUUUUGUUUGUUAUGUUUUUUAAUUGCAUGCCUGGAUGUAAAGUGGCACCCAGAAUGAAUAGCAGUUUUGCUGCCUGCUUUCAUGUGACUUUAUACAUAUGCAAGCAUUUGUAAUUGACUGGUAGAUUCAAAUUUCAAAGUGUUUCUCAAUUCAAAGUGUUUUUGGAUGGUCAACUGAAUAAACGUUAAAACAGUUAUUAGUAAGGCAGGUAACAGAUUAGACUGCACCCACUAGAGGCGUAGUACUGUUACGUACAGCUAAGGGUUCUUAUGCCUGCCCUUUCCUCUCUGUUGUAGGUGUAUUUGGAUGAGCCACAGUUUCAAACUCCUGCAGGCCUUUCUAAAGGUUUGCAUUAAUGACUUGCAUUUGCAGAUGCAAGAGUUUCCCCAUAGCUUUUGGCUUAGUCUGCAUUUGAGACAUAGUCUUUUCAGUUUGGAUGUUUCAAUGUGUAUGUAUACAUGUGUGCGUCAUACUGACUAUGUCAUUAUUAACAAUUUUGAUGUCACGUGCUGAGUCCUUGCUAAUUCUGUAAAAGCACUUUUCUCAGAAAUUCAGGCGUAGCCUGAUAUUGUGGGGAACAGGUUAUACUCAGAACUAAAUACAUUGCAUUAACAAUAUGAGGAAGCUUCUGUGACAGUAUGCAGCAAGCAUGCAAGAUAGAAAGUACAGAUACUGUUACUGCAAUUGAACACAGCCAUUUCACUCCUCUGCUUAAUGCCCAGCUGCUUCACUUCGUUGUUGCAGACCUGCCACUGACUGACUACUUGUUUGCUACUGAAAAUUAAAUUAGGAUAUGAUCGGAAGAAAAAAACUGAGAUGAUUUUUCUCUUAUUUAUUUAUAGCUCUAUUAAGUAUUUAACUGUUUGAAUGGAAAAUGUUGUCUCUAAAGGUUUUUGCAGAAAAUGUAAUCAACCUGCAAUGUCAGUUUUAACAGAGACUUUGAAUGUUAGCAGGCUGUUUUGUAAUUUAAUAACUGCAGUGUUAAGACAGAUACUGAGUCUGUGAUGAAAACAUCUUUACUACCACAUGUCUUAAAUACCGAUGUAUUACCAUUGUGUUUAAUGUCAUGUGACAGUGCAUAUGCUUUGUGUUUUAGAUGUAGCAACUAAAUAGAAACAUUCCUAUCACAGCUGGAAAUGUUUUAAGUGCGAUUUAUUGUUAUUGUGGAGGAGGAAGAGAUGAUUUACUCCUUCAUAUGUAAUAAAUUUUACAUCAAUUA
Messenger RNA from Coturnix japonica (Japanese quail), 13595 nucleotides. Lineage: Eukaryota; Metazoa; Chordata; Aves; Galliformes; Phasianidae. The record is from RefSeq and is a predicted model, not a curated record.